Messenger RNA from Cryptotermes secundus, 819 nucleotides. RefSeq lists its product as uncharacterized. Lineage: Eukaryota; Metazoa; Arthropoda; Insecta; Blattodea; Kalotermitidae. The transcript has a single exon. Bases 1 to 819 code for a protein of 272 amino acids. The record is from RefSeq and is a predicted model, not a curated record.
AUGCGCGCCUAUGAUGCGUCUGUGGAUAUAGGGUACCAAACUCUGCGUCUGGUGGAAGAAGAAGUAUCGUUAUGGAGUCCAGGGGCAGGACCCCGUCCUUCCAGCUUGGUAGUGGCAAAGGACCAUGUGAUACCCACACAGAGCGAGGGCAUAGUGAUGGUUAGAAUGGAGAAUCAUCUGGAAGUAGAAAAUGGUCUAGUAGAACCAAGCCCGCAGGCCCAUGCGCCUGAUGGAAUCUAUGUAGCCAGGACCCUAGUUCAGGACUGUCAGGAAGUACCAGUGAGGGUCAUGAAUGCUACCCACAGGGACCAAAUGCUCAGGAGAGGAUCUCCUCUGGCCCACUGUGAGCCAGUAACACUGGUGAUUUUGCCCGAUGUGGGGCAGCCACCAGAACCAGGCCUGAAACCGAAAUUAGCGGACGUGACCACAACGGCCAAGCCACGCCUGAACACCAGAGAAUUUCAAGAGAUAGAGGAACUCGCGGCCAAGUACGCGAAUAUCUUUGCGAGGGACAACGAAGAUUAUGGAAGAACAAACAAAGUAUAUCACCGCACAGACACGGGAGACGCCCGACCAAUUCGACAGCCACCGAGGAGGGUACCCCUAGCAAAACAAGCAGAAGUAAAAGAAAUGCUUGACAACAUGCGAGGACAGGGGGUUGUAGAAGAAUCGGACAGCCCUUGCAUCACUAGCAAUAUGAUACACAAGCCCAUAUCCAAUAUUAAAAUAAUCUUAAGAUAUCUGAAUGAUAGCAGACUCGCUCUUUUCGAAAGACACCGCCGAAAACAGGAAAUCCUGCCGAAAUUCAUGCGAGUGUGA